AUGAAUGAUCCAAUAAAUGUACCUUCUUCUCCUCAAGUUGAAUUAAACAUUGAAAAUAAUGCAAGCCAAAAUCAUAAAUUAUUAACAACAACAAAAAAAAAUUCAUCGUCCCUUGAAAAGAUCGUUUCAGCUUUUACAGGCGCUAUUAUUACUAUGACGUUCAUGAAUCCAUUAGACGUUGUUAAAACUAGACUUCAAGAAACUACAAAAAAUGGGAAAACUGAAUAUAAAGGAACAAUUGACUGCCUUUCGAAAAUAUUUAGAAAUGAAGGUACUUUUGCAUUAUGGAGAGGAUUGAUACCAGGAUUAGUAAUGGCAUUACCAUCGACGGCUAUUUAUUUCGUCGGUUAUGAUUAUAUUCGAGAUCACAUAAAGAAUUCUCGAUUUGAAUAUACAACUUUAGACAUUUAUUCACCUUUAUGGGCUGGAGGAUUAGCAAGAACAAUGGCAGCAUUAGUCGUAUCACCACUUGAAUUGUUUAGAACUCGUAUGCAAUCAAAAGAAGGCAUUCAUGGUUUCUCAGAUGUUUGGUUGGGUGUUAAAAGGAUGGUUCAUUUGGAAGGACCACAAGCAUUAUGGCGAGGUUUAUUACCUACAAUGUUAAGAGAUGUACCUUUCUCAGCUGUCUAUUGGAUGGGAUAUGAAAAGAUUAAACAUCAACUAAUCUUGGACAAUAGUAAUCAAAGUCAUUUUCAAAUAGCCUUUAUUUCAGGGGCCACAUCAGGUAUGAUGGCAGCUAUCAUUACAACCCCAUUUGAUGUAAUCAAGACACAACGUCAAGUGAGUUCAGGAGCCGAUGAAGCUAAGCUAAAUAAUAUUCUAAAAAAUAUCAUUUUAAAAGAUGGUUUAUCUGGAUUCUUUAAAGGAGUUGUACCCCGAGUAGCGAAAGUAGCACCUGGAUGUGCUAUCAUGAUUUCUAGUUAUGAAAUGGGCAAACAUUUUUUUUCAAGUCGUAGAUUGUAA
Molecule: messenger RNA, 963 nt
Organism: Cokeromyces recurvatus
Lineage: Eukaryota; Fungi; Mucoromycota; Mucoromycetes; Mucorales; Mucoraceae
Product: mitochondrial carrier domain-containing protein
Exons: 5
Coding region: 1-963 (320 amino acids)
Biological process (GO): mitochondrial transmembrane transport
Source: RefSeq, a predicted model, not a curated record